Molecule: messenger RNA, 677 nt
Organism: Ctenocephalides felis (cat flea)
Lineage: Eukaryota; Metazoa; Arthropoda; Insecta; Siphonaptera; Pulicidae
Exons: 5
Coding region: 246-629 (127 amino acids)
Source: RefSeq, a predicted model, not a curated record
GAAAAAAAACUGACUAAAACAAGUGCAGCUUUUGAUAAAAUGAAGUAUCAAUACAAUUACUUCAAAGAUCAAAUGAAGGAAUUAUCGGAGCUAAGAGAACAGAUACAAAAAAUGCAAGAAAAAGUGCAGUCCUUGGAAAAAGUUGACCUACUAUUAAAAUCAACUUGCAAAGAAGUGGAUGCAAUGCUUUCUAAUAAUACGAGUGUUGCAGAUUUGGCUAGUUUUGUAUCUACACUCAAGAGAAAAUGUGUUUUAAGAAGAUGUCUUUGAAAUAUUUAAGCAACGAUCAAGAAAAAUUCAUUGAUUUACAUAGGGAAAAGUCAAAUCUGUUGGAACGUAUUGCAGAAUUAGAAUCCAUAGUUGAACUUAACAAAAGUACACCACCCAAAACUAAGGUACUAAACAACUCAAAUAAAAGUCCGGAUUCUCCAUAUUUACAAGUUCAAUCUAGCAGUUAUGGAAUGAUGCCACUAAGAACUUUAUCAAAUAAUAUCCCCUUAGAAGCAAAGAGGAAACUCGCAACAGAUAAUAAUCAAUAUUCCAUAUUCAAGAAAUCUCGUCUAAAUAAAUGUCAAACUAUGGCAUCUCUUUAUUCCCAAAAUUUAAACAAAAAGUGGAAGGAGUUUUAGUGAUGAUUGUCACAAUGCUAAUUUCUGGUAUUCUUUUGAAGAUCAUGA